AUGGCUAGAACUAAGCAGACUGCUCGCAAGUCCACGGGUGGCAAGGCCCCUCGUAAGCAAAUUGCCGCAAAGGCUGCUCGCAAGGCUGCUCCAUCUACUGGUGGUGUCAAGAAGCCUCACCGCUACAAGCCUGGUACCGUCGCUCUCCGUGAAAUCCGUCGCUACCAGAAAUCCACCGAACUCUUGAUCCGCAAGCUUCCUUUCCAGCGUCUGGUUCGUGAAAUCGCUCAGGAUUUCAAGUCCGACCUUCGCUUCCAGUCUUCUGCCAUUGGUGCUCUUCAGGAAUCCGUUGAAGCAUACCUCGUAUCCCUCUUUGAAGAUACCAACCUUUGCGCUAUCCACGCCAAGCGUGUUACUAUCCAGUCCAAGGACAUCCAGCUUGCUCGUCGUCUCCGUGGUGAACGUUCAUAA
Molecule: messenger RNA, 411 nt
Organism: Uncinocarpus reesii 1704
Lineage: Eukaryota; Fungi; Ascomycota; Eurotiomycetes; Onygenales; Onygenaceae
Product: histone H3.3
Exons: 4
Coding region: 1-411 (136 amino acids)
Biological process (GO): rRNA transcription
Cellular component (GO): nucleosome
Molecular function (GO): structural constituent of chromatin; DNA binding; protein heterodimerization activity
Source: RefSeq, a predicted model, not a curated record